Messenger RNA from Apis dorsata (giant honeybee), 4276 nucleotides. Its product is annotated as casein kinase I-like. NCBI's taxonomy places the organism in Eukaryota, Metazoa, Arthropoda, Insecta, Hymenoptera, Apidae. Gene Ontology annotation, biological process: endocytosis; signal transduction; peptidyl-serine phosphorylation. The transcript has 7 exons. Gene Ontology annotation, molecular function: protein serine/threonine kinase activity; ATP binding. Gene Ontology annotation, cellular component: nucleus; cytoplasm. Bases 849 to 3464 code for a protein of 871 amino acids. The record is from RefSeq and is a predicted model, not a curated record.
AGAUGACGCACAAAGUUUUCAGGCGUGUCGAAAAGCAGUCGCGCUUGCGUACUUACAUAUGUUCAUCGUGUUCGUCGUUGUGGUGGUUACGGUUCAGAGAUAGUAGUGUGCAACAGUAGAAUAGGACUUAUUGAGUAAAGCAUUUAUGGAAAGUGAGCGAAAGUGAUAGAGUGCCAUGAUAAAGUUGUACGAGUGGACAAUUGAAUCUUAUAAUUGAAAGUCCAAAAAAAAGGUGCGUUCACGAUAAAGGUGUCGAAGAAGUGAAUCGUGAUUGGUGAAUCUUAGACGGCCAUUAUUGUGCGCCAUUCGGUCUCCGGUGCAGAUCCGCGCAGCGAAAGGGCAGAUGCCCUUACGCGGUUCGUGUUCCCAUUGGUGGGUACGCGUUAAUCUACCCGGAUCGACACACUUCGUGAGAUCCGGUAGUAUUUCUCAAAACGUAUUCUUGAACAUACUAAAUUUAAAAAAUAUAAAGACAAGUAAAUCAACCACCUCCUGUGAAAAGCGAGUCUUUUGAUAGUCGACUCGAUAGUUGUGUGAUCUCUGUCUAAUAGCAACAGUAGCAACCGCAGCGCCGUCAACAACACGACAACGAUAACGACGACAGUAGCGCCAUCAGCGCGACCGCCAUCGCAGCGAAAAGAAACAGUAUUCCUUUGAGGAAAGAAGAAAUGCCUGUAGGUUCGCGAUCAGUGGCGCGACCAAAGAUGGAGGCCACGUCCAGUUUGUAACACGCAGCCAAGUCUCGUUCAAAGCGCACCAACGGAGCCACGAAGCGCUCCUCGAGUCGGCUGUCCAAAGUCGCUUUUGCCCCGUGCUACUUUUCUUCGUGAGCCCCGCGAGGCUGGAGAAUGGAGCUACGCGUUGGAAAUAAGUACCGGCUCGGACGGAAAAUCGGGAGUGGCUCCUUUGGCGACAUUUAUCUAGGUACCAAUAUCUCUACCGGCGAGGAAGUCGCCAUCAAGCUAGAAUGUAUAAAAACGCGGCAUCCACAGUUACACAUAGAAUCAAAGUUCUACAGGAUGAUGCAAGGUGGUGUUGGAAUACCAACUAUAAAAUGGUGUGGUUCAGAAGGUGACUACAAUGUAAUGGUAAUGGAGCUACUAGGUCCAUCAUUGGAGGAUCUAUUUAAUUACUGUUCAAGAACUUUUUCUUUGAAAACAGUCUUGCUUCUCGCCGAUCAAUUGAUAAGUAGAACGGAUUAUAUUCACAGUCGCAAUUUUAUCCAUCGAGACAUCAAACCAGAUAAUUUUUUGAUGGGCUUGGGAAAAAAGGGAAAUCUCGUAUAUAUUAUAGAUUUUGGAUUGGCCAAAAAAUAUCGCGAUGGCCGUACUCACAAACACAUACCGUAUCGAGAAAACAAGAACUUAACAGGGACAGCCAGAUACGCGAGUAUUAAUACACAUUUGGGAAUUGAACAAUCACGACGAGAUGACCUUGAAUCCUUGGGAUAUGUUCUUAUGUAUUUCAAUAGAGGUAGCUUGCCCUGGCAAGGUUUGAAAGCUGCAACUAAACGACAGAAAUACGAACGUAUUUCUGAAAAGAAAAUGUCUACACCUAUCGAAGAAUUAUGCAAGGGUUAUCCUGUUGAGUUCGUGCAAUAUCUAAGGUAUUGUCGAGGACUACGAUUCGAGGAAAGGCCGGACUAUUCGUAUCUUCGGCAACUUUUCCGGACGUUGUUCCACGAAGAAGGCUUCACAUACGAUUAUGUCUUCGAUUGGAAUAGGCUGAAAUUCGGUAAUGUGAGGCAACAAACAUUGUCUUCGACUCAACAGACACCGAUGCAAUCGCAACAUACGAAUGCAGCGCUGCCUUCUGGGACUAAUAAUGAUCAAGAACAUCGAUCUAGCCCUUACACCCGGCAGUGUUUGGCAAACAUAUCAGUGGGAACAGUGGGUCCGACUGUAGGUGGAACAACUACAAAUUUGAGAAGCAUGCGGCAAAAACGCGAGGCGAUAGACGCUCUUCGCGAUCAGGACAAUCAGGAGAGCGAUCUUCAAGGUAAACCACAGUUCUACCCAAAAUUAUCUUCUAAGCCGGUUAUAACCCAGCAAAAAAUGCGGCUCGAGCAUCCGCAGCUAACUAGCAACGAAACGCCACGCGUGAAUCCGUGUCAGUUCAGUACAUUCAAAUCAUCACCGGUUAGAAUAGCGCCAGAUGCGUCCCUGGACAUUGCGGGUCUUAAUUUAGGACCCCGCGAAACAACUUCGAAUCGUGCCGAAUUGAACUGCACUACGUCCCGUGACUAUUCAGUGAACAGAUUGCCCGAUGGUAGUCCGAAUGCAUCGUUUCGUCAACCGGAUAAACAGAGUUAUUUUUUUCAGUCAUAUAAAACCGAGAAAAACUUCGAGAUGAUGAUGUUUGAUCGUCCUGUUCACGAUGAGAAAAAAGUUGAUCACGGGGAUGAUGUCGUGGCAUCCGGUGGCUCAUUGAAUUGUUUCAGUAGCGUGGAGAAGGAGAAAGGCGCUGAUUACGAUGACAAGAAGCAAAAAGGUUCCACGCUCGGUGGCCGCCAUCACAUUUCGACCCACGAUGCUCGUCGUGAUUCUGGAAACGUAGAAUUCCUUGAAAAAGAAGGCGAGAUUUUCAAGAUAAGCAGUAGCGAAUUAUUGCAAGAUGCGUCGGCCAAAAAGAAACGAAACUUUUCUUUCAGUAACAAAGAGAAGACGCACAGAAGUUUAGAAUCGUUAGAAAGAAGUAUAGAUUUGUCGGCUAAAGAUUCGAAAAGUUUAGAUCUGUUGUUCGAGGAACGAUCGAAAGCAUUUUUUCAUGGGAAACAAAGAAGCCUGGAUUCUUCCCAGAAGUCAAAAAAGUCCAUGGAUUCGUCCGCCAACAAAGCGCGAAAGCGGCCGAAUUUCUUUCAACGUGUUCGAAGAAGCUGGCAUUUUUUACUCAUGCAGCGCAGAAUCAAGCAACGAAAUAAAUAUGAACGGCCACUGAGCGGUAGAGAAAAAUGCGAAUAUUUUUUGCGCCGACUCCAUAAAAAUGAUUGUCUUGAAAAUGAUUUAAGCUUGUCGAUCAAUCAUUCGCAGACAGAGUUGAAUCUAAGUUUUUUGUCUAAACCUGAUGAUAUAAAGAAAGAUGAAUUAAUUUCGAACGAGAAAAAAGAUGAGAAAGAAAUUAAAGUCGUGAUAGAGGAUGCUAUAAUUGUAAUGGAAGAUGCUAAAUUUCGCGUAAUAGAUGAGGAAAAUAAAUUACCUGAUGGAGAUAUCGAUGAUAAGCCACCGGAAGAAAAUGAUGAAAAGCCCCCGUUGGUCAAUGAAAAUGAUAUUGCACGAAAAUUACAAGAAGUAAUAGGAACUGAAAAGAAAGAACAUAUCGUUGAUUGGGUAGUCACUAUAGCAAAUUUAGACGCUUUGAGUCAUGCUACCCGUUCGAACGAAUCUGUCAGUUAUGGUAUAUUGCAUGGUACCCUUGGUAUAUUGAAGGGUAUUCUUUUUGAUAUUUUUCUCUGUGUAUGCAUCUAAUAUUAUUUUGUAUGCAAUUUAUAUUUAUCGAAAUCUUACAUCACAUAAACACGCAGUGAGCAACUUUUGUUAUUCAUAUUGAUAUUUUUCGUAUGUUGUUAUGCCAAUUUUUUACACUUUCAUCACUGUGUCAGGGUCAAUAAGGUACAAUCUCCAAGUUUCUAGUUUCACUCGGGACAGGUGAGAAUUAUGACGUUGAAUAUUACAAUGAACAAAUAUUACUGAAGCUACUAUUGCACCAAUAGCACUUCUAUUGUUUAGGAUUAAGAUUAAUUCUACCUUUUCUCAUGACCUGAAAAACAUCGACAUUGCAAGUACUAUUAUACUCGUCGGGUUGUGUCGUAGAACCUGUUUCAAGGUAUUCUGUUUCUAAACUUCGCGAGCUUUCACAACACAUACAACUACAAAUAUUUUUUUAAAAUUAUAGAAUAUCUUUUAAGGGCGCACAAAAAUGUAACUGUUAGAUUUGUUAUUUUGUAUUGCUGAAUUUUUUCGAUCUCUACAACUAUAUUUAAGAUAAAAUAUUUUUAUUGUAUCACUGCCAUUUUUGAAUCUCUUUAAAAAGCUAAAUAUUUUUUGAUAUCUCUAUUUUUUCAUCCGUCAGCCACAAAACCACCCACCGUUAACGAAUCUUUCUUCUGAUUCCAUGUAUAAAUCUCAUUUUCAAAAUUGUUAAAUAACAAAAAAUAAUAUGUGGACCCGUCCAACAUGUUUUGACUAAUAAAAUGCCUUUAAAAAGAAACGCCUUUAUAUUAAUGACUGAUUAAACGUAAGCGACGAACGAUCUUCGUCAGAUGUACAGAGAGCCAAAA